Cajanus cajan (pigeon pea) is the source of this 2548-nucleotide messenger RNA. Its product is annotated as sodium/calcium exchanger NCL2. The record is from RefSeq and is a predicted model, not a curated record. Gene Ontology annotation, molecular function: calcium ion binding; calcium:proton antiporter activity. Lineage: Eukaryota; Viridiplantae; Streptophyta; Magnoliopsida; Fabales; Fabaceae. Gene Ontology annotation, biological process: intracellular calcium ion homeostasis; calcium ion transmembrane transport. Gene Ontology annotation, cellular component: membrane.
CUUUUCUUUCUUUGAACUAGGGACAAGUAACCGAUUAUAUUGCAUUCAAUUACUUGUACACCCUAGUUUCCAAAUGACCAUUGUUUAUUUUUAUUUUUAUUUUCAAAAUUUGAAUUCAUAGACACACAUCACCAAAAAGAUUAUAAAAAUUGAGCUAUACGCAUAUAUAUAUGUUAAAUCAUUUUUCUAUCUUUUCCUUAUUAUAGUCAUAAAUUUCCUUGGGUCAAUUCAGAAAAAAUGAGGAACAUUAAUCCCAAAACACCAUGCUUCAUCUUUCUUCUUUUAUUAGCAACGGUUCAAGGUCGCUAUGUGCGAGACAAAGCUACCAAAUUAGUUUCGGAUGGUGUUCAUGAUGUUGAACAACAACACAACAAAACUUCAUACUUAGUUCUCAAAGGAAUUGAUGUUGGUGAUGGUGAUGAUGAAUCCUUGGAGGUGCAGUGCAAGCAAAUGUAUGGCUUCUUGCCAUGCACAAAUAAUAUUUUUGGGCAUCUCUUUCUUAUUUUGGUGUAUGAGUAUUUGCUUUUCCAUGGAGAAUCAUAUUUGGCUAAGGGAGGUGAACAAAUGUUCAAGAUUCUUGGCCCUGGUAUCUUUGGUGCUAGUGCUUUUCACAUCCUUGGUGCCCUUCCAGAGCCCUUAAUUCUUCUUGUUUCUGGAGUGGUUGUGAGCAAUAGGGAGAUAGCACAAGAAUAUGCCUUCACUGGAGUUGGCUUAUUGGCUGGAUCAUCCAUCUUGCUUCUCACACUUGUUUGGCCAACCUGUGUCAUUGCUGCCACCCAAGAAUUUCCUCAUCAUUCUCACCCUUCUAAUUCACCACAUAAUACUCUUCAAGCCUUAUUCACUUGUUACGGCAUUACUACGGAUUUGGAAACGUGUUACACUGCAAGAAUCAUGGUUUGCUCAGUCAUACCUCUUGUGAUCAUGCAAAUUCCAUAUUUAUUCCAAUUCUCUUCUGGGCCAAGAAGUGUCACCUUAGUAAUUGCCCUUGUUAUUACCUCCAUUUUUCUCUUCGUCUACUUCGUUUACCAGAUUUUUGAACCAUGGGUACAGAAAAGAAGACUGGAAUAUGUGAAACAUGAUCAUUUAAUAUUGAAAAUAUUGCAACAUGUUCAAAAGAACACCCUGCAAAGGAUCUUCACCAAGAAUGGAACUCCAAAUGUGAGCGCCAUAAGGCGAUUGUAUAGGGAAUUAGAUCAAGAUGGGAGCAGUGGUAUAUCAGCUUCUGAAGUGAAAGACCUCUUGCUUAAAAACAAAGUUACUGAAACAAAUAUCGAUGAGGAGAAGGAAAUAAAAAAGGUGCUACAGAUUUUUGACCUGGAUGGUGACCAAAAAAUAAAUAAGGAGGAAUUUGUCAGUGGCUUCACAAAAUGGCUUGAUCAAACUAAGCAUGCUUUUGAUAAACAGUAUUUUUCAAGGAAAUCAUUGAAACACAUAUAUCAGGUUUUUGGACCUUGGCUUGAAAACAAAAGAAGAGAACGUGAAGGAAAGAAACAGCUUAUAUCUGAAAUCUUAAGGCAUGUUCAGAGUGAUAUGGUUGGUAGCCUUCUCACAGAAGAUGGAAAACCUGAUGAACAUUCUAUCAGAGAGUUGUUUGAGAAAAUUGAUCGCAAUAGAGAUAACUUCAUUUCUCACUCUGAGUUGAGAGAGCUAAUCAUGAACAUCAAGUUUGUUAAAGCAUCAAUGGAAGUGGAAGAAGCAGUUGCUUUAGUCAUUGAAGAACUUGACACUGACAAAGACCACAUAAUCAAUGAGGAGGAGUUUGUUGCUGGGUUUGAGAAAUGGAUUAGCUCAACUUCAGAUCAUGCUCCUGUGACAGAUUCUGAGUCUCAAGAAGAUAUGUAUGAGACCUGGGAAGAGGCUGACAUGGUGGUGGGAGAGAAGCAAAGCAAAGCAAUUGUUGAUAAAUCAAUAUGUGCAUGGUUUAAGGCCAUAAUAUAUGUGGUGCUGGGAAUUGCUAUGCUAUCCAUUUUGGCAGAGCCCCUGAUAGAGAGUGUCCACAAUUUCUCUACCAGUGCAGGACUUCAUCCAUUUUUCAUGUCAUUUAUUCUAGUUCCCUUGGCCACAAAUGCUAGAGAAGCAACUUCAGCAAUCAAAGAAGCAAGCCAUAAGAAGCCAAGAACUACCUCUCUUGCCAUUUCUGAGAUUUAUGGAGGGGUGUUCAUGAAUAACAUUCUGGGCUUCUUUGCAAUCUCAAUUCUGAUCUAUGUGCGACAAGUCACUUGGCAAUUCUCAGCUGAAAUGCUGGUCGUUGCCAUUGUUUGUUCAAUUUCGGGCUUUGCUGCAAGUUUUGUCACCAUUAUCCCUUUGUGGUCUUCCUUCUUUGCAAUCCUCUUGUACCCAUUGUCCUUGGUUCUGGUUUUAUGUUCUCAAUUAUAAUUAACAACCUCUAGCGUCUUGUGAUCAAAUGAAGGAUUUUUUUUUUUUUUAUUUGUUUUUUUUUUUAUCAAUCAGAAUCGGACACAGUAUAGUAACAACAUUCGUUCACUCUGUUCAAUUACCUGAACUAGAUUAUCAUAGUAAAUGAAGGAUUUUAAUUUUAGUUCACUUU